Messenger RNA from Diorhabda carinulata, 1377 nucleotides. RefSeq lists its product as uncharacterized. The record is from RefSeq and is a predicted model, not a curated record. The coding region runs from base 105 to 995 and encodes 296 amino acids. Gene Ontology annotation, cellular component: extracellular matrix. The transcript is spliced from 2 exons. NCBI's taxonomy places the organism in Eukaryota, Metazoa, Arthropoda, Insecta, Coleoptera, Chrysomelidae.
CAUAAAUGUAUCUUAUAAAUAAAGAGGUUAUGUUUUAUGAUUCAUUGUUUAUGUAUUAUUUUUAAUUCUAAAAGUGAAAAUUCGUCUCAUAUUAAGAUUAAAUUAUGGAACCAACCAUGUACUUAGGAGCAAUGAGCAAUCACGUACAUUGUGAAAAUUAUCAAUUUAAAAUCGAUGAAAAACUUCUGAUGUUCAAAAGAAACGAAGUUCUUGAUAAUAUUACCUGGUUGGAUGUUAAAAACGCGUCAGGGACUAUAACGCCUGAUACAUUCAGCAACGUUCCAAAUUUAAAGAUUCUCAACUUUAAAAAUUGUAAUUUGGAUUUUUUGCAGAGAUCCUUUGAAUUUUUAGAAAAAUUAACAUCAGUAACAAUAGAAAACAGUAAUAUCAUAAUAAAGAAAGAAAUUUUUGAAGGCAAUGAAACAAUUUCUAGUUUACAGUUUAUCGAAAUGAAAUUUUCUGGGGAUGAAUGUUUCACACAUCUGAAAAAAUUGAACUAUUUACUAAUUGACGAUUGUGUUUUCGAAAAUAGUAAAGGGGGUAUUUUUAACGGCCUAGAAAAUUUAGAAUAUUUUAUAUUAAAAAAUAGUAAAUUAACAGGGUUAUCAGAUAUUUUUAAAGAUAUGCAAAAAACAACAUUAUUAUCAAUUUUGAACAAUAAAAUAGGGGAAUUUGAUUAUAGGAGCAUACCAAAAUUAACAAAAUUGCGCAAUCUUAGUAUUUUUAAUAACGAAAUAUCCACAGAUAUUGAUUACAAACUUUUCGAGGGCACUCUACUUGAAAACAUCAUGUUCGAUACUAAUGUAUUUUUGAAAUAUAUAGAUUUUCGUGCUUUUCCCGCAUUAAAAUGCGUAGAAAUAGGGACAUUAACUGAUAUAAUUACUGAAGAAGAACAAGAACUCAUUGAUAAACUAAAAUCUAUGAACAUACAAUAUCAAUACACAUUUUGUGGGAAAGUUGUUGUUGAUAUGUCUAAAGUUCAAAUUUGUGGUUAAAACACUAUAUAUUCACAAUGCUACAUUGCCAAACCGUCAAUAAAAUAUGAGAUUAUAGGAAAUAUUAGCACCACAUAAUUACACAUUUUUUAAAUAAAUUAAUCGAGUUUUUUUUCAAAUUAUAUUAAAAAUUUAAGAAAAAUAUAUUUCUUAUCAACUACUCCUUUUUAUUUAUUCAGCAUUAGCUUUAAUAACACAUCAUAGUCUGUGUUUCCUUUUUAAUUCUAAAUUUUUGUACUUUAAUAAAUGUAUCAACAGUAUUUUGUAUUAUUUUUUUUUGCAUAAAAAAUUGUUAUUGUCCUAAUUUGAACAUAACCUAAUUGAUAUUUUAACAAAUAAUUACUGUUUUGGUUACAUUUUUAAUAAAUUAUUUUUCAAACUA